This is a messenger RNA of Letharia lupina, 447 nucleotides long. RefSeq lists its product as uncharacterized. Lineage: Eukaryota; Fungi; Ascomycota; Lecanoromycetes; Lecanorales; Parmeliaceae. The record is from RefSeq and is a predicted model, not a curated record. The coding region runs from base 1 to 447 and encodes 148 amino acids. The transcript has a single exon. Gene Ontology annotation, molecular function: protein binding.
AUGGUAGAGUUGCCGAUGGAUCGAAACAACGUCGACGUGAACCGGACGGGCCUCGGCGGUGAUACCUCGUUGCAUUCGGCUGCUGCGAGAGGAGGGCACGAAGCUGUAGGAGAGAGAUCGGUAGAUUGGGGCGGCGUCAACGUAGACUCGAAGGGGGUGCAGGGAAACACGCCCUCAUCGGAUGCCGCUCGAGAUGGGCACAGAAAAGCAGUGGAAAUCCUUCUUGAAAGACGGGUUGAUUUGAAUGCGAAAAAGAGUCAGUCGACAGCCGCUCUGUUCAGGGUCUCUGUCCACGGCGACUAUGAGGUAGUGAAGCUACUGCUCCAGCGAAGUAGCAAUGCAGACCACAGAGACACAAACGGCCGCACUCCUUUGCCUCAUGCCGCUGGGAAUGGGCAUGAGGAAAUCGUAAGAUCGUUUUGUGGAGAGAAGCGAUAUCGAUGUUAA